AGAAGGAGGCGGGCGGCGGCCCCGGCCCGAAGCGGCGGCCGCUGCGGGUGCACAUCCCGGACCUGAGUUCCUUUGCCAUGCCGCUCCUGGAUGGAGACCUGGACAGCUCGGAGAAGCAUUCCUGUCGCAAGGUGGACAGCCCCCUGGGCUCCGGCAGCCCCUCCCGGGGGUUCUUCUCCAGAGGCCCCCAGCCCCGGCCGUCCAGCCCCGUGUCGGCGCCCGUGAGGCCCAAGACCAGCCCCGGCUCGCCCAAGACGGCCUUCCCGUUCUCCUACCAGGAGUCCCCGCCGCGCUCCCCGCGCCGCCUGAGCUUCAGCGGCAUCUUCCGCGCGUCCUCCAAGGACUCCUCCCCCGGCUCCAACCCGUCCACCUCGCCCGGGGGCCUCCGCUUCUUCUCCCGCUCCAGAAAAACCUCCAGCGUCUCCUCGUCUCCGUCCACGCCCACCCAGGUGCCGAAGCCGCCCACGUUUCCCCUCGAGUCCUACAAGCAGGAGCCUGAGCGCCUAGAGAACCGCAUCUAUGCCUCCUCGCCCCCGCCCGAGCCCGGCCAGCGCCUCUGCCUGGCCUUCCACAGCCCGACGCGGCCUCCGCUGGCAUCCCCAACGCACCUGGCUCCCCCAAGAGCCGCGGCGCUGGCGGCGGCCCCGGGACCCGCGGAAGCCGGCAUGCUGGAGAAGCUGGAGUUCGACGAGGAAGCAGAAGACUCAGAAAGCGGUGUUUAUAUGCGAUUCAUGAGGUCCCACAAGUGCUACGACAUCGUUCCCACCAGUUCCAAGCUUGUCGUCUUCGACACCACCUUACAAGUUAAAAAGGCCUUCUUUGCCUUGGUAGCCAACGGGGUGCGCGCGGCACCGCUGUGGGAGAGUAAGAAGCAGAGCUUCGUCGGAAUGCUAACAAUUACAGACUUCAUAAAUAUACUACAUAGAUAUUAUAAAUCACCUAUGGUACAGAUUUAUGAAUUAGAGGAGCAUAAGAUUGAAACGUGGAGGGAGCUGUAUUUACAAGAAACAUUUAAGCCUUUAGUGAAUAUAUCUCCAGAUGCAAGCCUCUUCGAUGCUGUAUACUCGUUGAUCAAAAACAAAAUCCACAGAUUGCCAGUUAUUGAUCCUAUCAGUGGAAAUGCACUUUAUAUUCUUACCCACAAAAGAAUCCUCAAGUUCCUCCAGCUUUUUAUGUCCGACAUGCCAAAGCCCGCCUUCAUGAAGCAGAACCUGGAGGAGCUCGGCAUCGGCACGUACCACAACAUCGCCUUCAUCCACCCGGACACGCCCAUCAUCAAGGCCCUGAACAUCUUUGUGGAGAGACGGAUAUCGGCCCUGCCCGUGGUGGACGAGUCAGGAAAAGUUGUAGAUAUUUAUUCCAAAUUCGACGUAAUUAACCUCGCUGCUGAGAAGACGUACAACAACCUAGACGUGACCGUGACGCAGGCUCUGCUGCACCGGUCGCAGUACUUCGAAGGGGUCGUCAAGUGCAGUAAGCUGGAGACGCUGGAGACCAUCGUGGACAGAAUAGUCAGAGCCGAGGUGCACCGGCUGGUGGUGGUCAGUGAGGCAGAUAGCAUCGUGGGGAUCAUCUCCCUGUCUGACAUUCUGCAGGCCCUCAUCCUCACGCCAGCAGGUGCCAAGCAGACGGAGCCAGAGACCGAAUGAGAAGCGCGCGCCCGCCCGCCCGCCCUCGGGAGAGCUCGAGCCCACGUCGGGGCCACGCUUGGCCUCGCGAGCACCGGCUGCACGAGACGAGAGUCCAAUGGCUGAGGACGCAGCAGCGGGGCUCAGCGAGGGGCUUGCUUUCUCCCGGGCGUCAGCCUGACGAGAACGAGCUCGUGUGCUCAGGCUGGCAAGACCGUUCCCGACCCUCGAGUGGGGUUCAAAUCCUGUAUGUCAUUAAAGCGCACUGUGUCCUCAAGUCCUUAUUAUUUUUCAUUUCAAAGAACCCCCUGGUGUGGAAAGGCGAUGGGGCCUCACGAGCGCAGGGCAUGUUCACAUCACAGUGCCUUACGUUGGGACACAGCAAUACGCCCUCCCGUCGCCCCCUGCACCCCGGCGCGCGCUUCCGGGCUCCACGCGUGCACCGAGCCGGCCGGCUCGGUCUCACCAGGCUGGUCGACCAGUUGCCGUCUGCAUAGGAACAGUCCCUUCAACGCGUCAAUGAGCCCCACGCCGGGGGCGCACGCCUGUAAUCCCAGCCACGGGGGGAGCUGGGAUAGGAGGGAGAAUCACAGUGGGAAGCCAGCCCGGGCGUGGAAGUCCAUGAUACUCUUAUCUCCAAUGAGCAGCCAAGAAGCCAGGCUUAGAGCUGUGCUUCACGUAGUAGAGCACCAGCCUUGAGCAAAAAAGCUCAGGGACAGCGCUCAGGCCCUGGGUUCAAGCCCCCAUCCCGGCACUCACACACACAGAAAAACACCUGCAGCGAUGACAUUCACGUUGAAAUGAGCUUCGUCAUCAACAAAGCUGACUUUUCAACAGCUUUAUUUUUUACAUUCAUGCCUUUUUUUUUUUUUUUUUUUUUACACCUCUUUUGGGUCAACGUCCCCGCAUCAGCUAAUCGAGUCUUGGUUGUUUUGACACGGCCAGCGUCAUCAUUGCCCUUCGUCCCUGGAGGGGGUUCCACGCGUGGAACAGCCACCGCGGGGCCGGCGGGGAGCGGGGCCGGGGCAGCCAAGCGCCAGGAAGAGAACUAUUUUUUUUUCUUGUGUAUUGAACUGUUAAAUCAUGAUGUCUGUACGACUGCUGAGAUUGUAAAUUUUAUUGUGGCACAUACGGUAUUGUCACAUUUGAAGCAAAAUGAUGUUUUCUAAUGUAAGUGCUCUGAAAAUGUGGACACUGUAUAUAUAUAUGUAUGUAUGUGUGUGUAUAUAUGUAUAUAUACACACAUAUAUGAGAAGUUUGGGGGUUUGUUGGGGGGGGAUUUUUUUUUUUGGAUUU
Molecule: messenger RNA, 2924 nt
Organism: Perognathus longimembris pacificus (Pacific pocket mouse)
Lineage: Eukaryota; Metazoa; Chordata; Mammalia; Rodentia; Heteromyidae
Gene: Prkag2
Product: protein kinase AMP-activated non-catalytic subunit gamma 2
Exons: 16
Coding region: 78-1649 (523 amino acids)
Source: RefSeq, a predicted model, not a curated record